Messenger RNA from Penicillium salamii, 1038 nucleotides. The record is from the annotation of a GenBank genome assembly. Lineage: Eukaryota; Fungi; Ascomycota; Eurotiomycetes; Eurotiales; Aspergillaceae.
AUGGCAGCCAAGAGCAGAGUUUUGGUGGUCGGUACCGGUGGUAUCGGCACGAUGUCGGCCUAUGCCCUGGAGCAGGGUGGUUUAGCAGAGGUUACCGCUGUCAUGCGCUCCAACUAUGAUGCCGCCACGACGCAAGGAAUCGACAUUGACUCGGUCCAAUGGGGUCAGAUCAAGGCCUGGAAGCCAACUGCAAUCACCAAAACCGUCCCCGACGUCACUAAGGGCGACACUGCACCCUUUGACUACAUUCUUGUUACCACCAAAAAUAUCCCUGAUGUCUCUCCGACAGUCGCAGAUAUCAUUGCCCCCGCUGUGACACCGGGUAAGACAGCUAUUGUCCUUUCCCAGAAUGGUAUCAACAUCGAGAAGCCUCUUGUCGCCCGCUUCCCUUUCAACCCCCUCAUUAGCAGCGUUGCCUACACUGGUGCAACCGAAACCGCCCAUGCCAAGAUUUAUAACGACGACCCCGACUGCCAGAAGAUCGGUGCUUUCCCCAACCUAGACAACCAGGUUCCUGUGGAAAUAUCCGUUGAGGCAGCUCAACGCUAUGUUAAGAUCUAUAACCCAGAGGGUAAGCUCGACGUUAUCUAUGAUGCCGACGUCGCCAAGGUUCGCUGGCGCAAGAUUGCCUACAAUGGCUCAAUGAACCCCAUUGCUUCGAUUCUGGGCAUGGAUACACCUCGUAUGCGCAUGAGCAAGCACGUUGUUGAUGAUUUAAUCCUGCCUAUCAUCCUGGAGGUUCGCGCCAUUGCGGCAGCUAGUGGAAUCAUACUGCAAGAUAAUCUGGUUGACGCUGUGCUCCACCAAGAUCCUAUCGACACCGCUUUCAAGCCUAGCAUGUGCCAGGACUAUGAGAAGGGAAACCUUAUGGAGAUCGAGAACCUUGUCGGAGAGCCGCUGCGUGAAGCUGAGAGACUCAACGUUCCUGCUCCAACCCUGAAGGUCGUUUAUGGUAUCGUGAAGGGACUUCAGCUUAAGGUCAAGGAGAACAAGGGUCUCUGGGAGCCAAAGUUCGAGGCUGGGAAUCCUUAUAAAUAG